UCUCUCUAUCCCUCUGCGCUCGAGCGUGCGGCGCGAAACGCCGUGUGAGCGUGCGCGCUGAAGAUGUCUUGUACCGCGUGAUGAGCAGAGUCGCGCGGCGUCAGAGAGCGGGUAUAUUAAUAUGUGGAUGUUAAUGUAUUUUUUAGUUAUGUUCUCCUGAUGUUUAGCUGUCUGAUACAUGACUUUUGUUGACUGUAAAAUAUAAAUAUUACAGCUGUACGACCUGACGCAGUUAAUAUUGGGCUGUUGCGCGCGCACAGAUGUGUCAGCGCCGCUUUGACAGACUGCAGUAAACCGGCCGCUCUCUCACGAGCUCCUUCACGAGCUUCUCCUCUGACGAAACUUUAAUUCAUCUGAACGACUUUAUGGAUUUGCGCGUGCCGGUGUAAGAGAAUAUGUAACCGACACCGCCUUUAAUCUGACGGCUAAUCCAUCCAUCCCGGAGGGAGGGAGGGAGAGAGAGAGAGGGGGAUAGGGAGGGAAGUUCCUCAGCAGAAGAAGCGUGCGAACAACGCAGUCACGUUCCGUUCUCCUCUAUUUAGCCAUCCCGGUUCCCGGUUAUGGUAUGAUGUAGCGGUCCGGUCUCUCUGGAAACGGGCAUAAACGUCGCUCUCGUGUCGGUUUUGACAGUGUUAUGCUCGGCUGUGAAACCGGAGGUCGACCAGUACAGAAAACCGGCGUUCUCUCAUUCACAUGGGCGAAGACGAGGAGCGGUUCUGCGCCCAGACUCGACACGGAGGAAGCGAGGAGAACGGAGAGAGCGGAGCGUCUCUGGACCCGGACAGAGAGAGGAGAUAUGCGGAGCUCUUCAAGCAGCUGGACCUGAACAAAGAUGGCAGGGUCGACAUCAAUGAACUGAAGACCGGACUGGCAGCUCGGGGUUUACACCAGGGAGAGGCGGAGGAGAUAGUCCUUGAGAGUGAUAUCAACCAUGACGGUCUGCUGGACUUCCAGGAGUUCUCCCAGUACCUGCGGGCUCAUGAGAAGAGGCUCCGGCUCAUGUUCCACAGUCUUGACCGCAAUAAUGAUGGUCGAAUUGAUGUUGGAGAGAUCCAGCACUUACUGCGCCAGCUUGGAGUGGAGGUCACCAUGGAGCAGGCUUCCAGAAUACUGCAGAGUAUGGACAGGGACGGCACUAUGACCAUUAACUGGACUGAAUGGCGUGAUCACUUCCUGUUCAACCCUUUCCACAACAUGGAGGAGAUUGUCCACUACUGGAAACACUCCCAUAUGUUUGACAUCGGUGAACAGCUGACGGUGCCAGAUGAGUUCUCGGAGAAAGAGCGGCGGUCAGGUCUGGUGUGGAGGCAGCUGGUUGCUGGAGCGAUGGCAGGGGCUGUGUCCCGGACAGGAACCGCUCCUCUGGACCGCCUCAAAGUCUUCCUGCAGGUACACGGCUCUGCAUCUCGGGGGAUCAACCUGUGGUCUGGACUGAGGGGGAUGGUUCAGGAGGGAGGUGUCGCCUCACUCUGGAGGGGAAAUGGCAUCAAUGUCCUCAAGAUUGCACCUGAGUCUGCCAUCAAGUUUAUGGCCUAUGAACAGAUCAAGUGGCUGAUCCGAGGCAGUAAAGAGGGGGGCAGUUUGAGGGUACAAGAGAGGUUCAUUGCUGGCUCUCUGGCAGGAGCUACCGCCCAGACCAUCAUCUACCCCAUGGAGGUGCUGAAGACUCGUCUCACUUUAAGGAAGACAGGACAGUACUCAGGUAUGGCUGAUUGUGCCAGACAGAUCCUGAAGACGGAGGGAGUCCGGGCUUUCUACAGGGGCUACUUGCCAAACACAAUCGGCAUCAUCCCCUACGCUGGCAUUGACUUGGCUGUGUAUGAGACUCUGAAGAACGCCUGGCUCCAGCGGUACUGCGUGGAUUCAGCAGAUCCAGGAGUUUUGGUCCUGCUGGGCUGUGGUACCGUCUCCAGCACGUGUGGCCAGCUGGCGUCCUAUCCCCUCGCUCUCAUUCGGACACGUAUGCAAGCACAAGCCAUCACUGAGGGGAAACCCAAGCUGACCAUGGUGGGUCAGUUCAAAUACAUCAUAUCUCAUGAAGGAGUACCUGGCCUGUAUCGUGGCAUCACCCCCAACUUCCUCAAAGUCGUUCCAGCUGUCAGCAUCUCCUACGUGGUAUACGAACACAUGAAGAAAGUCCUCGGGGUGGGGUACUAGACUACUAGACUGAGACAGAGAAGGACAGAGACGGCAAAGACUUCAUUAUGCCUGUGAGAAGAAGCAGAGGAGAGGUGAUGAUGCCGCUCCUCAGAACUAUGAGGAAAAAGAAAGGAAGUAUAGGAUGAGGAGAGAGGAGAACAGAGCCAUGAACAGAUGGAGAUGGUGCUGUGUGCUGCAAGGGGUUAAUGUUUGUCCUCUCUGACACCAUCAUGCCACAUACAUACAUAAAGGAAGUGCAUCUCCUCCCAGUGUAUGAUCUGGCCUCAGGUACUACGCACAACGCAUUCCCCAACUUCUUUUAUACUUUGACUGCAGUAGACUGAAAUGCUGUGUCACCUAACCAGAAAGGACAGAAGAUUUCUAUUCAUAGAAGUGCUUUGACACAGUCACAGAGACACAUGGAAUCUGACAUGAGCUGUAUUGAGGUCUCCCUAAAUACAGUGCACCUAUUCUAUCUACUCAGAGGACUUUUUUAGACAAACUUUUAAUGUGCUGCAAACUGUGCUAAAACAAGGAAUGUGAGGUAGUACCUGUGGUCUGGGAGCAGUUAAGUAUUUGAACAGCAGCACAGCACACUAAUCAUCUGACUCUGUGACACAAUCGCUGUCCAAAUACUUAAAAGGCUCACAUAACUGUUACUCGUGAUAUGAGGUGGCAGUAACUGGACUCUAGUUUCAUGGCGGUGUGGUACAAGCAGCUGGGCAAAAUUAGACUUCAAAGUUGAAGUUUGCUCAGUUGUCACAGAGGCAUGAUUAACAGAAAGACACAUGUGUGACAUGAGAGGGAAACAACAAUUUAUUCUCCAUUUUAUUCAUCUACUUCUAUAUUUUGGUUGGAGGUCAGAUCCAUUCUGGGACAGUCCCCACCUAGAAUGAACGGGGCCUGUUCAUUUGGGUUGGAGAAGCAACUUAGUACCUGAAAGAGGACUCAGCUAUCACCGUGCUGCCCCCCUCCACCUUUGCUGGCACAACCACCAGGGCAGCCAGGCCUCUUUUUUCCCUUUAUAACAUGAAUCACCCUCUGCCUACCCGACUAUUCGUGUACAGCUUAGCUGGAAUCGAUCAUAUUCUAUCAUAACAUUUGUUCUGCUGUAGAUAUCAGUGUAACAUUACAGCGACUGUGUGUGUGUUCUCUCUAGUCUCUAGAGCCACAGUGGGUGUAGUAGUCAAACAUAUACAGUAGGUGUAACACCCACAUCAGGAUCCACAUACUCAGAGUCCAUGUAGACCAAUGAGAACAGGAGAUUAAAGCCAGAGUGAACCUCUGAUGUGUGCACCUGUCUUCCGCCAUGAAACUAGAAGCUGUUGUGUUCUGUGAGCAUUCCAAAUAUAUCAAACCAUCUGACUCCUAAUAUAUAUUUUAUAAACCUAAAGCAUAUGGAACUAUUCUCAACUCUUCUAUUCCUUGUUUCCCCGCACUGGAGCUUGAGCCAAAAACCUAAACCUUAGCUGUGCGUGAUAGAAUAUGGAAUGAAAAGAGAAAAAAAAGGGGAACACAUGUCUGAGUAUGCAUGAAUGUGUUUGUAAUCAUAUUUAGGUAUAACUCGAAUAUGAACUGCACAAAAACGUCCUAUAGUAGUUUGUUGGUUCAGCUCUGAAACAGCUGCAUGCCAGAGGAGUGAUGACACACUUCCAAAGACCUGAAUGUCAUUAUUUGUAUUGUAGGCAAAGAAAUAUAUUAACUACAUAAGUAUGCUUAUAAAUGCCUAACUCCCUUUUUGUUUGUUUGUUUCCUCCCUUGCAAGCGAACUUGAAACGAUGAAUGCUUGUUGCCACUGGAGGCCUUGCAAGCAUGACAUACAAUAUUUGUGAUGCAUGAUUGCAUGUUUCCAAGCCUUUUGUCAAAGUGUAGCCAGCUAGCGUCAGUGUGUGAGGACUGUAAUGCCUUUUUCUUCUAUGAGCUAUUUUCAACCCAGGAGACAGAGCUGAUGUUUGAUAACUAAUGCCACAAAAGAGCUUUCUAGUUUUGAUAAAUGAUCUCUGAGUUGAAUGUGUAGUGCACUUUACAGGCCUCUGUGACAGACUUCAGUCAGUGACAUUGUACAAAGAAGAGGGCUUUGAUUGUUCAGUAGUAAGUGUGUACAGCUUUUUCCAUCUAUACAACAUCCUUAUGUAACGUUUAUUUGCAUAUCUAUCAUCUUUAAAUCUGCACAAAUUCAUUUAUGACCACAUGGGCGCAGCGCAACAAGCUCUGAAUGCCACACUGUCUGUUAACACCUGAUAAAGCUAUCAGAGUGCAUGCAUCAGCAUUAGCUUAGAGCUCAGAGUAUAUAUUUAAGUGAAACAUAAACAGUCCAAAUGUUGCACCAUGUUCACCAGCUCGUCUCUAACUGUGUCUGCUGUUUGCUGCUGAGCAGGUUGUAAACAAAGAGUUCAUCAGAGCUGUGUUUGUGGGUCCAAAAACCAAAACAACGAGCUAAAGGAGGUUAAAAAGCUGCAGAGCAGGUUUGCUGGUAAUUCUUUACAUUACAUGUGGUUGUAGUGUGAAAUAAAUAUUGAUUGGUGCAACUUUAAAUACAUGUUUAAGUGUAUAUAACAUAGCUGACAUUGCUUGUCUCACAUAUUGAGGUGUUAAUGCUAAAUAAAUAUUUGUUUCAGUUCAUUUUCCCAUAAUAUAGAGAGAUUAUAUAGAGAUUAUUAUUGUUAUUGUUAAAUUAAAAUGAUUUUCAUACCUGGUGUCAGAGUCCUUGCUGUAACUUAACCUAAAGCCAUACUCUAUUUAUAUUUUUGUACAGGAAAAGACAACAGAGGCACAUGUGUAACAGACCUUCACUGAUCCCGUGUCCAUGUGUAUCUAAAGGUUAUAUUUCAUGCGACAGGAAAAAGUUCAGAAAAUGUUUUUUUUUUAAAGUAUGUGUGAGAGGAGCUGCUGAUUAUGUGCCAGAGUGAUAAGAAAAAACGCUAAAUGGGCCAAAUAAGUAAAGAUUUAUGUAACAUAUGAAUAUUGUUGUAUUUCAAUCAAAGACACAUUUUAGAUUGCGCUGCAUUAAACUCUCUUCAUCUGAGUCAUGUGAUCAGAGUGUCUAAAUGUUACACACAGU
Molecule: messenger RNA, 5200 nt
Organism: Larimichthys crocea (large yellow croaker)
Lineage: Eukaryota; Metazoa; Chordata; Actinopteri; Sciaenidae
Product: calcium-binding mitochondrial carrier protein SCaMC-3
Exons: 10
Coding region: 694-2157 (487 amino acids)
Biological process (GO): transmembrane transport
Molecular function (GO): calcium ion binding
Source: RefSeq, a predicted model, not a curated record